ACCAGGAGGUCCCAGGGUUCAUAAGCAGAGCCUUCUGCCUCACAGCUGUGGGGAAGGUUGCCUGAAGUGGACCAGAGAUCUUCAUUUUCAAGAGAGAAAUCGGGCUGCAGCAGGGCCAAACAAAGCCCAGUACAUUGCAGCCUCUCAUGGAGACUUCUGGAGGAGGCAACACCACUAGCGGCAGAGCAGUGCCCCAGCCCCCGGCACAGCCGCAGGAGCUCGAGCCGCGGGUGGCCCGCAGACGCUUAUCCCAGGCCCGCCACCGAGCCACCCUGGCAGGGCUCUUCCACAACCUCAGGAAGACUGUGUACUCCCACUCUGAUCUCACAGCCUCAAAGUGGCAGGUUUUAAAUAAGGCGAAGAACCAUAUUAAGGAACUGGAACAAACCUUGGAUAAUCUCCUGAAGCUGAAAGAAUCCUUCAACCUGGAGGAUGGGAAUGCAAACAGCUUAGAGGAGGUCAAGGAAGAAUAUGCCAGCAUGUACUCCAGAAAUCCCAGUCUGAUGUCAAAUAAAGUCCAUCAGAAAGGCUCUGACACCUGGUGCCCAAUCGAGGCAGUGGGGAAGGAUGCUGAGGAGGGAAAAGAGGAGGAGGAAGAGGAGGAAGAAGACCAAGAAGAGGAGGAAGAGAAGGAGGAAGAGGAGGAGGAAGAGGAGAAAAAAGUGGAGUUCUUACACUCCCCAGACACCUUGCUGCCAGACCUCUUGCAAUUUGAACGGUACCUCAACUUUUACAAGCAGACGAUGGACCUUCUGAUCGGGAACGGGAUCGUCUCCUUGCAGGAGGUGACCCUCCCCAUCGUGUCUGCGGCCAUCUCCCACCUGUGGCAGACCCUCUCCGAGGAGAGGAAGGCCAGCCUCCUGCAGGCCUGGGCGCAGAAGCACAGCGGCCUCCUGGGCCUGGCGGGGCCCUCUCAGGAGCCGGCCUGCGCCGAGGGCAGCGUGAAGGACAGCGGCGUCGAAAGCCAGGGGGCCAGCUGCUCGCUCGUCUCCACCCCCGAGGAGAUCCUUUUGGAAGAUGCCUUCGAUGUGGCAAGUUUCCUGGACAAAAGUGAGGCUCCAAGUACAUCUAGCUCCAGUUCUGCACUUGCCGGCUGCAACCCAGAAAAUCCCGAGGAGAAGUUUCAACUCUAUGUGCAGAUCAUCGAUUUUCUUAAAGGCCUUUGCUGUGUUAACACUCAGUUCAAACAGGAACCAGACCUUCCCCUCGACGAUGAGAUGAUAAUGUUGAGGUGCUUGGAGACGUUUGACGAUGAAGAUCUGUGAUGCAGAAGGGCUGGGAGCAGAGGGGAUGACGGAGGGCAGGCAGUCUCCAGGUUCGAAUGCUGGCAGCCCAAGUUGCCCCUGCCUCAGCCUUGCAGGAUGUUUUAGAGUGGGCUGUCUCAAGAGCAUUUUGAUGGUUGUAGUUUCUGAUUAUUAUAAAGUAUUUGAGAGUAGUGUG
Hippopotamus amphibius kiboko is the source of this 1440-nucleotide messenger RNA. It is a transcript of the gene STRA8, whose product is annotated as stimulated by retinoic acid 8. The coding region runs from base 147 to 1265 and encodes 372 amino acids. The record is from RefSeq and is a predicted model, not a curated record. Gene Ontology annotation, biological process: cellular response to retinoic acid; meiotic cell cycle. Gene Ontology annotation, molecular function: protein dimerization activity. The transcript is spliced from 9 exons. NCBI's taxonomy places the organism in Eukaryota, Metazoa, Chordata, Mammalia, Artiodactyla, Hippopotamidae.